AUGUGUUCUAGAUUCAUGAAAGUCUACUACAUAUGGUAUGCAUAUGGUGAAUCAUAUGAUUCAUACCGUAUUCAGUACAUUGGUGAAUGUUCAAAUUCCAUAUCAUCUCAACAUGUCAGUCAUUGUUUAAACUUCGUAGAUUAUGAUCUUACUAAUCGGAUUUCCGGAAAUGGUGUCCCAUUGAUUUGGUGUCCCAUUGAUUUAUUGCGGAGGCAUUCUACGUUCUUAUUUUCAGUUUACUAUCUCUGCAGCUCGGACCAGUUUUUUUCUGAAGAAGAGUUGUUAGGUUCAUUCUUAAAAGGUUCUGUUAAUUUUCAACAAAUGGCUCAUCAAAACCAGCAUUCGCCAACUUUUAGGCAACGAUUUCGUGAGGCUACAUUAGAAGAAAGAUUUACUGGGACGUUUGGCUCUGAUGUUGUUUGGGCUAGUUCUUCUGCUGUUGUGUCCAAAACUAUUGCUGACAUAGCUGAGCGUCGUUUCACAGAAAAGGAACUUGAGAGGAUGAAGCUUCCACAAAAUCCAGAUGAGAUAGUAAAGAGCAAGAGCAUGAAAGAACGUUUAUCUGGUAGAAUUAAGAAUUUGAGAGCCCUUAACUUUGCAUUCAAAGACUACUUUAGGAGGUUGUUCAACUUUAAGAAAGACCGUGACUGUUACUUGAAGUGGUCCGCUGGUAACUUUGUCUCUGGCAGUGCUGCUGGUGCUUCCUCCCUGCUGUUAUUGUACUCUUUUGAUCAAGCAUCGAGUCGUUUAGCAAAUGAUGAGGCUAAGAAGGUGGGAGAGAGGCAAUUCAGUCGCUUAACAGAUGUAUACAGAAAAACUCUUGCAUCAGAUGGUUUUGCUGGUCUAUAUCGUGGAUUCAAGAUUUCAUGUGUCAGUGUCAUUGUCUACCGUGGUCUGUAUUUUGGGAUGUAUGACUCAUUGAAGCCAGUUGUUCUAACAGGAUCAUGGCGGGAUAGCUUCUAUGCAACAUGUGCCCUUGCUUUAGUCAUUACCAGUGGUGCUAGUCUUGCAUCAUACCCCAUUGACACAGUCCGCAGAAGAACGAUGAUGACAUCCGGUGAAGUUGUCAAGUACAAGAGCUCUCUUGAUGCGUUUACUCAAAUCCUGAAGAAAGAGGGUGUCAAAUCUUUGUUCAAGAGUUUUAGUACAACCAUUCUACCUGUGGCGACUGCUACUAGUGUCCUAGUUUUUUACGACAGACUUCAGAAACCAUUUCUUGAUGCUUUAAGAAUGAAGAGAUUGAGAGAUGAAAGUGAACACGUGGCUGUUUAG
Messenger RNA from Lactuca virosa, 1272 nucleotides. NCBI's taxonomy places the organism in Eukaryota, Viridiplantae, Streptophyta, Magnoliopsida, Asterales, Asteraceae. The record is from the annotation of a GenBank genome assembly.